AUGGGAAAAUCCAGAGCGACAAUGGCAAUACCUGUUCCAAAACCUGGAAAAGAUCAAAGCGACGUAGAUAAUGCAGCAUCAACAGUUCAAUACUACAUCGAUAAUAAAAUGGCAGUAGAUCUUUCCAUAGUGAUUGUGAACUACGGUAAUUGCUCGUUUUCCUCCUGGCCGCACACUGUUGUGUAUGAUGCGCUUACAACAGAACCAGAUCAACUGUCACGAUAUGUGGACGAAUCUAUUUGUGAUCCUACUUACGCGACACAGCCACCGGUAUAUCCUACCCUGCCACCAGCUAGUAGCGCCAACGCUGGAUGUGAAUGUAACCAUGGAACUAUAUGGCUUGAUGUGUUCUUACUGAUGGAAGCCACAACUUCUAUGCAAUCUGGAAUUGAUGGGGCAAUUAACUACAUAGAGACUGCAUUUAUGAAACUGACAAUUGGGCAAGCCGAGCAGUACCAAACUCGCUUUGGAGUGAUUCGCUAUGCUUCGGAUGUGGAGCUUAUCGCCGAUUUGGACACCUACAAGUCCACAACAGAUCUACUUGAUCUUGAAAUAAAAAUUUACGACGAUCUGGGCACAAAUAUCGAGGGAGCUCUCAAAAUGGCUACAGACCGCUUUAACAGCAGUGUUCAUCGUAUCGCCGCACGACCUGUAGUUAUAAUUGUUGGAAAUUCCUACAGAUCUGGAGCUUAUAACGAUCCAUCACAAGCUGCCGCAGGCUUCCGUGAAAACGGUGGUGCAAUUAUAACGCUCGAAUAUGUCCAAGAACAUGGCUUAGAAGUGCCAGAGUUACGGUCCCUUGCUUCUCCCAACUACAACCUUACGAAUGAGAAGAAUGACGGAACAUAUUUACUUGUAAACGAUUUGAGAGAUCUUCUUUGCAAGGCAAAUUGCUUCUGCAGAAAGAACUGGCAAGAAUACAAUUUGGACAAGUGGAAUGCACCGCAAGGCGGUUGCUACUAUCCUGUUUCAAUCCCAGAUAUACAGCCAUCGGCACAGCAAGCAUGUACGCACAAUCACAAUUCUACACUAACACUCGUCGAAGAUUCCGCAAAAAACUCUUUUUUGACGUCAAUAUUCCCUUCAAAAACGGAAUUCUGGUUGGGCUUAACAAAUGAUGGUGAUGGCUGGAAAUGGCAAGGCGGAUACUCUACUGGAUAUACUAAUUGGGGUCCAGAUCAACCAGGCAGUGGACGCUGUGCCUAUAUGCAGCAGUAUUCAGGAUUUAGGUAUGUUAGAACAAAGAAGAAGAAGAAACUGAAAAAGUAUGAUAUCAAGUAUUACAUAUCAUGA
Cylicocyclus nassatus is the source of this 1293-nucleotide messenger RNA. NCBI's taxonomy places the organism in Eukaryota, Metazoa, Nematoda, Chromadorea, Rhabditida, Strongylidae. The record is from the annotation of a GenBank genome assembly.